Trichobilharzia regenti is the source of this 1211-nucleotide messenger RNA. Lineage: Eukaryota; Metazoa; Platyhelminthes; Trematoda; Strigeidida; Schistosomatidae. The record is from the annotation of a GenBank genome assembly.
AUGGAAUAUAAAGAAAGAAUACCAUUGCCAAGGCUUCAGCUGACAAGUAGUAGACCGAAAUCUUCAGAACAAGUGAAAACGUCUCAUUUCUCACCUGGGGAUCAGGACGAAGAAAAAUUCACCGACUGUGAUAUUAACAGCCCUGAGAACUCAGCUGAUUCAGUUGAGGCUAGAGUGAAAGCGCUUAAACAAGCCAAUCAGUAUCUAAGAUUGGAAGUAGAGAAUGCCUGUAAAAUGUUAAAUUCAAGUGUACUAAAUAAAAAUAAAGUUGAAGAUGAGUAUUUGUCUAUGCCAAAAAUAAAGUAUUCCAAUACACUUCAAUUUGAUACUGGAAAUAAUAAUAAUAAUAAACACAAAGUAGAAUUCUUCGAUGAAACUGAUGAAUACCCUUCCUUAUAUCACUUGGUCAUGACAAUAUUGUUAACUUUGCUACUCGUCUUGGUAAAAAACUGGAUCUAGUAUUCAUCAAUGAUGUUGGUAUAUAUGAAGCUCGCAAACGUGCUCCUCUACUUAAUUCUGACCACUGCAUCAUACGUGUGCUGCCUAAAAUAUAUUCCAAAUCACACAAAGGUGUCCUCUCUCACCUCUACAGUAAAGUUCAACGGAGAUGCUACUCAAAAGACAACCUAGACAAGCUCAGAUGCAUGUUGAAAGACACUAACUGGGACUUAUUUACAGAACAAACAUUAGAUGAAACAAUCACAAACACUACCGAUUAUCUUAAAUUCUGUUUCGCAAUGUGUUGUCCUAAAGAAACAUUAUUCAUCCGAUUUGAUCGCUUAUCUUCGCCAUAUCUCAAAAAGCUACGUAGAAAUAAAGAACUGUUGUUCAAAACUAAUGAUAAGCCUGGUGUAAAAAAGUUAAACAUGCUGAUAAAACUGGAAAUAAAAAGACUAAGUGUUUUAUAUAAUCAAAGAUUUUUAUCAUGUAAAACCCCUUCUAAUUUAUGGAAACUUUUCAAAGAAAUUACUAACUGUAAGCGAUGUAUUUCUGUUCCAUCUCUUAAUGUUGAUACUCUUAAUAAAUCUUUCAUACGCUCUUCUGUUGAUACCCUUCCAAAUGAUACAAAUCAUAUUGACAAUAACUUUAGUGGUUUUAAUACCCUUGAUGUGCUUAAAUGUCUCCGGUCUCUUAAGCCUUCUCAAAGCCUUGGUCCUGACGGCAUACCUGCCAUUGUCCUCAGGAAUUGUGCUGAUAUUUUGUGUUAUCCU